UGAAAAUAAGGGAAAUUUCUGGCUUUCAAAUAUCGAACCUUGAUGCCAGACAUCAACACACAUCUCAUCUGGAUCCUAAUUAUCGUUUCCCACGGCCUUGACUCUGUACCGAAUACCGACCUGCGAAAGGCAGGGGUGAUCUAACGCCCGGGCGGCCCCACCCACGGCCGUCCGUCGCUAACCUGAUCUGGCAGGGAGCUUGGUGAAAAGUCUCGUUUGCAUCAUUGACAUUGUUGCUGGCUCUGAUUUGACCUCGACUACAAAGAGCUUCAGGCUCCUCCCGCCCCCAGACCAGUACCCUCUCAACAUCGGACCAAACGGCAGCUGUUGCAUCCGGCUGCCCUCACCACCAACUCCUCGUCCUUGACCCUCAACCAAUUCCUCGGCUGCUUGUGCCCCGCUGCUGCUGGCUGCCGCGUCGCGUCGUUGUACUGCAAAAACACAACAACCUGCGUGGUCAAUCGAGUCGCUGUCGCAAUGCCCCCGAAAUCCAAGGCCUCGAGCCAGGAACAUGGCUAUGAGUUCUUUGGACCUCCCGGAGCCGCCGUUGUCUCCUUCGGUCUCCCCAUCCUGCUCUACCUCUUCACCUUCGCCUGCAACGACGUGUCCGGCUGCCCUGCGCCCCCUCUGUUGACCAACUGGAAGAAGAUCGACCUCCAAGAGCUGAAACGCGAUGUCGGCUGGCCCGCCAAUGGCGUCUGGGGCCUGGCCAGCUGGGAGGUUACCGGCUGGACACUGGCAUACUACCUCUUCAACGCCGUGCUGUACCGUGUCUUGCCAGCCGCCGAGGCCGAGGGCGUCGAGCUGAGCAGCGGCGGGAAGCUCAAGUACCGCAUGAACAGCUUCAGCUCCAUCAUCUUCACCCUCGUCGCCUGCCUCGCCGGCACCCUCAAGCAGGGCGCCUACUUCCCAGUCUGGACUUUCAUGACCGACAACUACGUCCAGCUCCUCACCGCCAACAUCCUCAUCUCCUACGCCCUCGCCACUUUCGUCUACGUCCGCUCCUUCUCCGUCAAGGCCGGCAACAAGGACCUCCGUGAGCUUGCUGCCGGUGGUCACUCCGGGAACAUCAUGUACGACUGGUUCAUUGGCCGCGAGCUGAACCCCCGCGUCACUCUGCCCUUGAUCGGCGAGAUCGACAUCAAGGAGUUCAUGGAGCUGCGCCCCGGCAUGCUCGGUUAUAUCCUCUUCAACUGCGCCUUCGUCGCCAAGCAAUACCGUACCUAUGGCUUCGUCACUGAUAGCAUUGUCUUCAUCACUGUCGUGCAGGCGCUGUACGUUCUUGAUGGCGUCUUCAUGGAGCCUGCCAUCCUCACCACCAUGGAUAUCACCACCGACGGCUUCGGCUGCAUGCUUGCCUUUGGCGAUCUCGUCUGGGUGCCCUUCUUCUACAGCCUGCAGACCAAGUACCUCUCAGUCUACCCCGUGACCCUGGGGCCCGUGUGGCUCUCUGCCGUCUUCGCCAUGCUGAUCGCAGGCUUCUCCAUUUUCCGCCUCGCAAACUCCCAGAAGAACACCUUCCGCACGAACCCCAACGACCCCAGCGUCGCCCACCUCAGCUAUAUCGAGACCAAGACCGGAUCCCGGCUCAUCACGUCCGGCUGGUGGGGCGUUGCCCGUCACAUCAACUACUUUGGCGACUGGCUGCAGGCCUGGCCUUACUGCCUGCCCACGGGUAUGGCCGGCUACCUGAUCCUGUCGGCUGGCACCAAUGCCGAGGGCUCCUUCAAGAUGAUCGACGGCAGGGAGGUCAUCCAGGGCGCCGCCAGGGGCUGGGGCACCAUCUUCACCUACUUCUACGUCAUCUACUUUGCCGUCCUGCUCGUCCACCGUGAUCUGCGCGACGACGAGAAGUGCCACCGCAAGUAUGGUGAGGACUGGGAGAAGUACAAGAGGACUGUCCGCUGGAGGAUCAUCCCUUACAUUUACUAGUCACGGGGUUUGGGUCGCUGUAUACCUGCCACUGUUCCUGCUGGUGGUUUUGAGGGUAAUCGCCUCCAGGAACGCACGAGAUACGCAUGGCGUUUUGGAUACAACCCCAUCUACAGCCCAAUGAUCAGGCGUCCCCCGCCGAGGUAUCAUCUGUGCAUAGUGACUUUCGCUCCCUCACUGAGAGCAGGUCCAGCUUUGGUCGGCGCGGCGUUAUUUUGCUGCUGUAACGCAGUUUGGUGGGUGGGCUAUUGGUGCUAAUUACACUGUCGCAUAUUGCGAGGCUUUUUCUUUGUCCGGCCAGGUCUGAAGGUAGAGAGAGAGGUACUGUGAUAUUCAUUCCCGCGUGCGCGCCAUAUCGUACUUGUACAUAGCUACAGUCUUGCCUGUUCCGGAGGUGUGGCCCGCCUGCUUGUUGCAGAAAUCUACUACUACUACUACUACUACUACUACAACAAUACCAAUACCUCUCUUACUCA
Messenger RNA from Diaporthe batatas, 2408 nucleotides. RefSeq names its product delta(14)-sterol reductase. The transcript is spliced from 2 exons. Lineage: Eukaryota; Fungi; Ascomycota; Sordariomycetes; Diaporthales; Diaporthaceae. The record is from RefSeq and is a predicted model, not a curated record. Gene Ontology annotation, cellular component: endoplasmic reticulum membrane. Gene Ontology annotation, molecular function: Delta14-sterol reductase activity. The coding region runs from base 478 to 1932 and encodes 484 amino acids. Gene Ontology annotation, biological process: ergosterol biosynthetic process.